AUGGAAAAUAAGAUUGCUAUUGUUACCGGAUCCAAUAAGGGUAUUGGAUUUGAAAUUGUUAAGGAAUUAUGUAAACGGGGUGUUGGUGUGGUAUAUUUAACUGCCAGAGACAUUCAACGUGGUCAAAAAGCUGUACAAGAGCUAAAUAGAGAAGGUUAUUUCCCUAAAUUUCAUCAACUCGAAGUGAAUAAUAAACAAAGUGUGAAAAACUUUGCCGAUUAUUUAAAGAAAAACUACAAUGAAAUAGACAUUUUAAUCAAUAAUGCUGGUGUAAUUAAUGAAGAUUUUUAUAAGACUUCAUAUGAAGAUUCAAAAUACAUUAUCGAUAUUAAUUAUAAUGGUAUAUUGUUAAGUGAAGAAUAUAUUUACCCUAUCAUAAAAGACAAUGGCCGAAUUAUAAAUAUUUCAAGUGAUUGUGGACACAUAUCAAACCUCAAGAAUAAGUAUUGGAUUGAGCGGCUUACUAAGGAUAAUUUACAACGUGACGAUAUAAAUGAUUUUCUUAGUUGGUUCCUGCAGUCAGUGAAAAAUAAUACUAUUGAUUACAAUGAUUUUGUAGAAGACAAAAUUCUUUCUUACAGAAUUUCUAAAAUCGCAGUUUGUGCGUUAACAAGAAUUCAACAGAAAGAAAUAGGAAAGAAUAUCUCAAUUAACUCUUUACAUCCUGGGUUCGUAAAAACUAACAUGACUAAAGGCUGUGGUAAUUUUACCUUGGAUGAGGCAGCUGACACACCUGUUUAUUUGGCUCUGGAUAUUGAACAAUCGGUCAAAGGCAAAUAUUUUUGGUUUGAUAAAACUGAACAAGAUUGGACAGACCCAAAUCUUAAAUUGUACUGUGUUUUCGACACAAUUGAAAAUCAGUUGCAGGGACCCAAAUAA
Pieris macdunnoughi is the source of this 879-nucleotide messenger RNA. NCBI's taxonomy places the organism in Eukaryota, Metazoa, Arthropoda, Insecta, Lepidoptera, Pieridae. The record is from the annotation of a GenBank genome assembly.